Messenger RNA from Carassius carassius (crucian carp), 1159 nucleotides. Its product is annotated as cdc42 effector protein 1-like. The record is from RefSeq and is a predicted model, not a curated record. Lineage: Eukaryota; Metazoa; Chordata; Actinopteri; Cypriniformes; Cyprinidae. The transcript has 2 exons. Bases 107 to 1000 code for a protein of 297 amino acids.
UUACAUCUGGCAUCUGUUUAUAUUUGAGGAGCACAUCAUCAACUUGAUAUUUAGGGACAAACCUUUUGGAUUUGGUUUAAGGAUCAUCUAAGUGAUAUUUCUCGUCAUGAGUCUGGAAAAGCUACCAGCGAUCAGAGGCCUGGGAUCCACGUCUCACGGCAAACAUCGGUUUAAGAGUGACCUGUCGGUGGACAUGAUCAGUUCACCACUCGGUGACGUCCACCACACGAUGCACGUAGGCCGCGGUGGGGAUGUGUUCGGUGACACUUCGUUUCUGAGCAACUACGGCGGAUCAAGUAACAGCGAUGGCCUAUGGUUCCCGGAUUCACUCUCUGGCUCCAAACCGACACGUUUUUUGUCGAGAACGUUACAGCACAUACGAAAGACUCCGCUGCCCCGGUUCAGAGGAGGGUCACAUGACUUCUCGUCCCCUCCGCCGCCCAUCGUUAAAAACGCCAUCUCUCUGCCUCAACUCAACAUGAGGAACGAUGGCCUGAUGAGGGCGCUGAUGCCCUCCUCCACCAGCUCAACGGACGAGCUGCUCUGCUCCUACGGUCUUCAUUCUGGUUUCCUCACACUGCCUCGUUUAUCCCGACUUGACCAAAGCUUUGCAGAAACGUCUGAAUUGCUCAGUGAAGACAGUCGACGGAGUUCUUUACCGGAGAACAGCGAGGUCUUGAUGACGCGAUCUGAUUCGCUCUCGUCCUUCACGGUGGACCUUGGCCCCUCCCUCAUGAGCGAGGUUCUGGAGUUGAUUGACAGCUCCUGCUGUCUCAUUAAAAGCCAUCAAGAUCCGGAGAUUGAGGAAGAAGAACAGCAGAGCUCUGUCUUUGAGACAGAUCAUACAUUUCAGACAAGAGAUGCUUCAGUCAGGCGUCCAAUUGGACCAGACGUCACUACCGAGCCCAGGAGUUUCAAGCAGGCUGCUAGCAUGCUAGCACGUAACUUUGGAGGAGGAAGACCUGAAGAGACACACCAGGACAACGUACAGCUUCACUGAGACAGAGGAAGAAAUUAAAGUAUGAACAGCAGAGCAAAUAGUGUUGUGUGUUCCAGGUUUAUUAUCAAGUGUUAAUAAGAGUGAUUGCCUGAGGGAAGAAACUGUUCCUGUGCCUGGCCAUUCUGGUGCUCAGAGCUCUGUAGCGUCAACCAGACGAGA